AUGGCCAUUGGCUUGCAUGAACUCCAAGCAAAAAGAAAUGAAAAAUUUUACGAUGGAAUUCAUCGAGACUGGGCAACUAAAUUUUCACGCUUUUAUUCCUACAUGCAGUCCAAACCAACUGGAUUACCAUCUUAUAUGUCCCGUAAAGAAAUUUCUUUGUGGCUUGGCAUCGGCUGGGCUUUAAAACCAGGACCAGGAAACACUCGUUUUACAGAAAACAUACAGUCGUAUCUGACAGCAAAGUACAACAUGGGGGAAAGGAUUGGUAGAAAAGCAGACCCUGAGCGAGUUGCGUCGGAAAUGCGCUCCGCAAAAAAUGAAAAAAGUGAAAGACGUUUCAAAAGAGAAGAGUGGUUAUCAAAGACGCAAAUUGCAGGGUUUUUUUUCACGACUUUCUGCCACGCGAAAAAGAUCCUCAAAUCAGAAUUCUUCCAAUGA
Paramuricea clavata is the source of this 438-nucleotide messenger RNA. NCBI's taxonomy places the organism in Eukaryota, Metazoa, Cnidaria, Anthozoa, Malacalcyonacea, Plexauridae. The record is from the annotation of a GenBank genome assembly.